AUGGCCCCUCUCAGCGUCAGCAGCUGCCUCUUCUGCAAGCCCAAACCGUGGAACGAAAGGGAACUCGAACUCCUCAACUGGUACGCCUUGCACAUGAACGGCCGGCUGGACACAUGUAUCUGCACGUGGCACAAUCGGGCACAAAUCCAGAUGCUUCCGGAUGUGCGGCAGUCGAUUGCGCGGGAGUCGAGACGACGGACGACACCCCUCGGCGAAUUGCGGGUUAAAGUCUUUAUGGAGCAUUAUCGGGGGAUGCAGGCCGAUCGGAAGAAGAAGUCGUCCGCGAGGUGCGUCGUUAUGUGA
Cladophialophora yegresii CBS 114405 is the source of this 303-nucleotide messenger RNA. RefSeq lists its product as uncharacterized. The record is from RefSeq and is a predicted model, not a curated record. NCBI's taxonomy places the organism in Eukaryota, Fungi, Ascomycota, Eurotiomycetes, Chaetothyriales, Herpotrichiellaceae. Bases 1 to 303 code for a protein of 100 amino acids. The transcript has a single exon.